AUGUCCGCCCCAAGACGCAGAACUAAAGAGGAGAUUAAUGCUAAACGUGAAGAGCGUAAAGAGGAUGAGCAGAAUGUCAAGGAUUUGAAGUUUGCCAUCGGAGGCUUCUUCGUCCUUGUGGCGAUCCUCACUCACUACGCUUGGGUCAUGAGGCAGCUCAUCUUCUUCCCAGAUAUGUCUUACACCAUGAAAGGCGUUCACUUUGGUUUGUUGGGUGUAACCAUUGUCACCUCAAUCUGGCUUUUCAUCAAGUUCGUCUACAGAAAGGUGUACGCUGACGAUAUCAAGGAGCUCAAGAGGCAGAAGGACGAGACCAAGAAGCAAGAGGAGGAGAAGAAGGAAGAGUAA
Molecule: messenger RNA, 348 nt
Organism: Candidozyma haemuli
Lineage: Eukaryota; Fungi; Ascomycota; Pichiomycetes; Serinales; Metschnikowiaceae
Exons: 1
Coding region: 1-348 (115 amino acids)
Source: RefSeq, a predicted model, not a curated record